GUGGUCGGCUGGCUCUCGUUUUUAGAAGGCGUGGCUAAUGAUAUUAAACAUUUAAUAGUUUUUAGUGUUUUAAGGAAAUUUUGCUUACGAUAAUACAGGACAACCUAGGAACAAAGUAGACAUAAAAGAAGAGAGAAACAUAAAACAUCUUACAGACAUCCAAACUUUGUUAAUCGAUAUAAGUACCCACUCAUAUUCAAACUGCUUAUCCAGUACAGAGCAUGGAGCCCACCCCAAGAAACACAACAGCACUCUGGGUGUGAUGCCAUCACACACAUAAAAAUGGCAAUUAAUCCAUAGCUUCAUCUCCCAGUUAGCGACACCAGUUCACUGUCAUCGGACACAGAUUCAUCGAACUGCAUGUUUUUAGACUGUAGAGUAGAGGAACUCAAACAUGUAAACUUGACAGUCAUAGAGGAAGGUUUUGAGGCCCAGCCCCCCCAAAUGUCAAACGCAGCUCCUCAUACAUUGUAAGUCACGCCCUCCGGGACGGAGGCUCUGUUUUCUAUUACAGUCUGUCUUCGCUGAAGUACAGGAGCUGAACAGGCAGGUGCACAAGAGCUUCCCAUCCAUAACUAAGUUUUGCUUCUAACGGACAAGCACGAAAAUAGAUAAAAUGCCGCUCGCCCGGGACCUGAUGUAUCCAGCGUAUGAGGCUGAGAGGCGACGACACAAGAAAAAAAGGCUUGUGCAGUCUCCUAACUCGUACUUCAUGGAUGUCAAGUGCCCAGGCUGCUACCGGAUCACCACUGUGUUCAGCCACGCCCAGAGAGUGGUGCCCUGUUCCGGGUGCUCCUAUGUGCUCUGUCAGCCCAGGGGGGGAAAAUGCCGCCUUACGGAAGGCUGUUCAUUUAGACGGAAGCUGCACUGAAUGUCUGUGAACAUGUGCACUGAAGACACAUCUCCAGUGGGGUCGCUCAGCUACAUACAGUACGGGCCUCAGUCUUAUAUGACCAAGCAGAGUAUAAGGGGACGGAAAGGAGGAGAACUGAUAUUCAGUAAAAUGACGAUGAUGAUGAUGAUGAAUAUGGUGGUGAUGAUGAUGAUUAUGAAUAGAGGUCACAUGGGGUGUUUCUCAGUACAAAGAAUGCAAAGAACGUACUUGUGGUCUUGCCAAAAACUUGCCUGUCAAGAAUGGACUUGGGGGCCCAAUAAAUCGUGGAAUUGUUCUCGUUUGGGGAGGAUGCAACCAAUGUAUCCUUGAUAUUUGUGACGGGGCAAGAAUGACAUCUGGGUAUUAUUACCAUCCUCUAUACUUCUGUUCUUACUACUGGAACUGGACUCUGGCAGUGAAAGAAGAUGUAAAACGGCUGCACAGGAACACAAGUACGGUCAAGUACACAUGUUGAGGAACACCCUUGGACCUGCAGUAGAGCAUUUUUGCAGAUUUUGAGGGCAUGCGUUAUUCCUCUGCAGCGUGGGGCUUCUCAGACAAUCUUAACUGAUCGGCAAAUUGUUUUCUAGCACAUAGCAUUUAGAUAUCAGCAUUUAGAAAGUAAGGAAGCUAUAUUCCCAUUGCCAGUAUAUUUUCCAUAGAAAUAUUGAGAAUUUGAAAUAUGUAGAUUUUAAGUUCUUCGCACAUUUCAUAUUUUUAAUUCUAAGCAUAUGGGAAUAAUGACUGUUAAAGGUGAUUAAGGUGUAUUCUCAACUUUUCUAAAUCUAUGUAUUGUUUCACCCUCAAUCAGUAGCUUCUUAGAGAAUAUCUACAGGUGUCACAGUACCUUACAGUUAUGAUGAAAAACAAAUGCAAUGUGAGAUAAUUGCUGUCAUAAUUAAAGAAAAAUCUAUGUGCUUUG
This is a messenger RNA of Paramormyrops kingsleyae, 1796 nucleotides long. Its product is annotated as small ribosomal subunit protein eS27-like. Gene Ontology annotation, cellular component: ribosome. Gene Ontology annotation, molecular function: structural constituent of ribosome. Lineage: Eukaryota; Metazoa; Chordata; Actinopteri; Osteoglossiformes; Mormyridae. The record is from RefSeq and is a predicted model, not a curated record. Gene Ontology annotation, biological process: translation.